This is a messenger RNA of Camponotus floridanus (Florida carpenter ant), 1623 nucleotides long. RefSeq names its product DNA replication complex GINS protein PSF3 (gene Psf3). Bases 103 to 714 code for a protein of 203 amino acids. NCBI's taxonomy places the organism in Eukaryota, Metazoa, Arthropoda, Insecta, Hymenoptera, Formicidae. The record is from RefSeq and is a predicted model, not a curated record. Gene Ontology annotation, biological process: mitotic DNA replication initiation. Gene Ontology annotation, cellular component: GINS complex. The transcript is spliced from 4 exons.
AUAAAUAUGCAACAGGUGUGUCAGGUGAUACGAGUCGUUUAUUUGAAAAAAUUAUUCGAACGUUGUCGAAUUUAACAGAAUUUCUAAAGCUUUUUAAAAAACAUGACAACCUUGUCCUACAGUUAUAUGCCUGAUUAUUUUUCUUUGACGGAUAUUUUGUGUACAGAAGAACGAAUAUCGUGCAAAGUCGAGGUUACAUUACCUCGCUUAGGUUUCCUAGAUCUUUCCUCUGAGUCUGAGGAUUUAAAAAUAGGUACAAAGUUAGAACUUCCACUGUGGCUGGCACAGCCGUUGAAUAUAGCGAGAGAAUCAAUAGUCAGUGUAGACAUACCCAAAACAUACAAGGAAGGUUACAGAGAAAUAUUAUUAGCGGAUGCCUGUACGGUUGUACUGAAUAAAUGGAAUCCAUAUUAUUAUGAACUAGGGAUGUAUUUAAGAAAAUUCAAUAAUCGUGAUUGUGAAAUAAUAAUUGACAGUUUGUUAUUGACCUUCAGAUCAAGAUUCAGAUUAGUUAUGGACUGGGCACAAAAUCCUGUUUCCGAUCCCACACUCAAUAGUUUACUGCCAAGAUUAGAGAGAGAUUUAUUUCUUGCAGGUAGGAAAGCCAAAUUGCAAUUAAAUGAAUGGUUAAAGAAAGGUUCAAAUGUUAUCGAAACUUCACAGAGUGCAGUAAAUCUUAAGAAACGUAAACGAACAGAUUAUGAACUUGAUUAAAAUUGCAUGAAAUUUGUGAUAAAAUAAUAAUUUCAAAAUUCAAUAAUUAUAAUGUCUGAAUAAUGUAAUGCAAUGUUUUAAGCCCAGUUCCACAAAUUAUUCUAACUGAAGUUUAGCUGGUUAAAGGAGGAUUUACAUGGCGUCAAAAGUCCACUGUAUCCAAUCGGACGUCAUCGGACAUUGGACGCAAUGUAAAUCCUCCUUUAACGAGCUAAAUUUCGGUUAGAGUAAGUUGUGGAACUGGGCCUUAUAUAGACAAUUGUAUAAUGUAGGAGAAGAUAUACUUAUGCAUAAUAUUAAAUAAAAUUUAUUGUAUAAUGAAACUACAUAUAUCUCUUUAUAUAAGAAUAUCUAUGUGAGUUCUAUUUAUUAAAUAACAAAAAUUUAUUUACACAUCUUGGAAUCAGUCAUUCGAACUGUUAACAAUGUAUAGAAAGAACAAAAGAUCGUAAAACAUCGUGCAACAAAGGAUCAUAUUUAUUUCACAACCCACGACUAACAGUUAUUAAAAUAUAUAUCUUAACAGAUAUAUAAUAUACAUAAAACACUAAUAUAAUUCUUCAUGUGAAAUAUCUCUUCAUUAUUAAUAAUAACAAUUGUUUUCUUCUGUUGCAUUAUUACAUAUCUUAUAUUAAAUGUUAAUGUUGUUUAAAUUCUUUUUCGUACAAAAAUAGAAAAUAUAUUCGCCGGACUUAUAGUAAAAUCUAUGACUUACACUAUAAAACAUAGGUCUUUUUGUAUACUACUAUAUAUAUAUUGUUGAAACUUUAUAGAAAUGUAAUGUAUGACAUAAAAUAAAUGUCAUCAAGAAUUAUUCAGAAUUUAAUAAUGCAAAUAUGACACAAAAUUAUUAUAAUGACUCAAUAUUAGACUUAUUAUAAAGACUCAUACAAAUCAUAGUAAAAUUUA